Molecule: messenger RNA, 2301 nt
Organism: Schistosoma spindalis
Lineage: Eukaryota; Metazoa; Platyhelminthes; Trematoda; Strigeidida; Schistosomatidae
Source: the annotation of a GenBank genome assembly
AUGAGCACUUUUCUGCUUGAUGAUGAAGUUCCUAUCGAAGCUGUCCGUUGGUUGUAUUUCCGUCGUUCUGGUGGAGUAAGUACAUGGAAACCAUUUUGUGGAUAUGAUUCCAUACGUCUUGAAACAGCUUAUCGAGAGCGUUAUAACGGCAGUACGGACCCAGUUUACGAUAGGAUUACUGUUCGUGGAGAGAUGUUCGAAGUAGACAUGGAAAGUUGCCUGUGCAUUCCUAUAUACUGGUUUGGAAAAAAACGAUCUGUACACAGUAGAAGAAAAACUUGGUGUUCAACCAGAGUGGUACGUGCUGUUUGGUUCCAGAAGAUCAAUUGGUUACCUUUGGAUACAAAGUUAUCUGAAGUGAUUGAAUAUGAACAUCGUACGUAUGCUAUACCUAAAUUGAAAGGAGUUACAAGCAAAAGUCGUAAACCUGUUCAUAAAUAUCAGUCAAACAAUUACGAAAUAAAAUGGAUGCCUGAUGGUACUAUCUAUUUAGUUACUAAAAGUGCAGAGCCUUUUGGUAAAGUUAGAUUACACGGAGGAUUAAGUAGUGUUCCUAUCAGCAGAGGAUUUAAUCGUCCGGCGGAAACUAGUGAUAGACCUCCCCCUAUUACUCAUGUAUGCUUUGUUGUCCAUGGUAUUGGUCAACAGUUGGCUAGUAUACGCCAUGAAUGCGCCAAAAUAAGAAAAACAUGUCAAAAAGUAGUUGAAAAAUUAUAUCCUAAAUUAUCUGAAUUUGGACAACGUUUAGAAUUUAUACCAGUGAAUUGGCGUAGUUCAUUAUUAUUAAAUUCGAAAACAUUAAAUAAUGUUACUAUAACACAAUUAAGACCAUUACGUGAUUAUAUUAAUCAAAGUUUUGUUGAUAUAUUAUAUUAUACUAGUUCAUUAUAUCGUUAUGAUAUAAUGUAUAGUUUAAGUUAUGAAUUAACAAGAUUAUUUAAUUUAUUUUGUAUAAAAAAUCCACAAUUUUUACAAAAAGGUGGACAAAUCUCUGUAUUAGCACAUUCACUUGGUAGUGUUAUUAUGCAUGAUAUUUUAAGAAAUAAUGAAAUUAAAUUACCUAAUUCAUUAUUUCAUUCAUUAGCAGAUUUAAGUUGUCCACAAUCAUCUCAUGAAAAUGAAUGUGGAACAAUUGUACUUAGGCCAAAAAAAGGAAGGACUCGUAACUUGACUGAUUAUUCAAAUUCAGGAUCGAAAGAGUCAGUCACUAAUAUUACCAAUAAUAGUAAUAAUAAUACAGAUCGUGAUCGUACCUUGAAAUAUCCAAAUCGGGGAUCAUUUUUGGAAAAUAUAUCAAAACCAAAAGAAUGGAAACCUGUACCACAGUUAGCAAAUCUAUUUUUAAUUGGUUCACCAUUAGCUCUAUUUAUAUCAGUGAAUGAUUUAUGUCCACCAACUUAUAUUAAUCCAUCAACGAAUUCAUUAAAUUUAACUAAUUCUACUGAUGAUGAUGAUGGUGAACGAAAUCCAAUAAAUCAUUUACAUUCAAUACAAAAUAGUAUAACAUCAACAACAACAACAUCAACAUCAACAUCUAAACAUACAGGUAUUGAUUUAGAUGAAACUGAUCCUGAAGCAUUAUUUUCAUAUUUUGCAUGUCGAAGAGUAUUCAAUAUAUUUCAUUCAUAUGAUCCAGUGGCAUAUCGUUUAGAACCAUUAUUAUUGAAACAUUAUGCUAAUAUUAGUCCUGUUGUUAUACCAAAAGCAUCAAUUAAUCAAUUAGAAAAAUGUUUAUCGAUUAAAGAUAUUUCACUUAUCAAUAAUAAUAAUACUACUACUACUAACACUACUAAUAAAUCAAAUCAAUCCGAUAGUCAAACACCAACUUUAAAAGGUUCUAAUUCAUCAUUAAUAGCAAUUGAUGAUAUUGAAUCAACACAUUCAAUGCAUACAUUAGAUUUAUCUGAUUCAGAUAGUGAUUCAUCUGAUCUAUCCUUAAAUGGUACUAAUAGUAACAAUGGUUCUGAUCAUAAAGAACAAAAAAGAAAAAUUUUCAAACGUUUAAGUGUUGUGGAUGAAAAUUCUGUUUAUAAACAACAUCAAUCUUUAGCAAUGAAAAUAUUUAGUAAUUAUAUAACAAGACGAUCAUCUAAUGUAACUAAUUUAAAUCCAAUAUUAUGUGAAAUGCGUUCAAUGCCAACAUCAAAUGAAAAACAUUUAAGACGUCGGGUAGAUUAUGAAUGGCAAAAAUCAUUUUCACCACUUGCUAUAUUAGGUGCACAUAAUAGUUAUUGGAGUAGUCAUGAAUUAGCAUUUUUUAUGCUUUAUCAAAUAUUUGGACCACCGCAUAAUUUACGUUAA